Naegleria gruberi is the source of this 774-nucleotide messenger RNA. RefSeq lists its product as uncharacterized. Lineage: Eukaryota; Heterolobosea; Eutetramitea; Acrasida; Naegleriidae. The transcript has a single exon. Bases 1 to 774 code for a protein of 257 amino acids. The record is from RefSeq and is a predicted model, not a curated record.
AUGAAUCAUCAUCACGCCGAGUCCUAUAUGAAUGGUUGGAUGGUUUCUCGUUGGUCAUCCUCUAACAACAGUGACAGUAACAAAAGUUGCCUUUUCACACAUAGUGAACCAUCCUCGCCAAGGGAAGUUUACAUGUCUUGCUUUUCGCACAAUGCCUUUGCUAUGAAACCACAACAAGGAUUUCAUUCAAAUGCAAACGUUGGUUCAGCAUCAUGUUCAGCAUCAUGUGAGGAUUAUUUCUAUAAUGCUAAGGACAAGCUCAAUUAUGAUAACGGCUGCAGUAGUAGCAGUAGGAAAGAUUUUCAUGAAACUGUUUCAGUAACAUCUGUGGAAGGACAUUCGACGCUUUCAACUGACAUUUCGGACUCUUAUUCUACUUUUCUCAAAUUGGAUGUGGAAGACUUCAUUCAAUCAUGCAUUAGCCAAUCACAGAAACAUUCUCUUUCUACAUGUAUUAAACAUGCUUCACAACAAACCAAGCCACAACAACAUUCUAAAAGUCAAUUUAAACAAAUAUAUGAAACAAAUCCUGUCUUGAAUGCUUCCACUCUACAACUAGAAGAAACAAUAGCUCUAACAAAUCCUCCCUCACUACCUCUCCCUCCAAAAAUUAGUAAGAAUUCGUCUUCGAGAAAGACACAUUCAUCUUCAUCAUCGAGUCUGGAUUCUCUUGUUCCAGAAAGAAGAAAGAGGAAUAAGAGAAGCUAUUUACCUGGUGAGAGGAAAAUGAUCAUGUGGAAGUGGAAUAAGGCAACAAUAAAAGAAGGUCUGUGA